GCAAUUAAAUAUAGAAUAAUGUGCUUAGUAGCAAUGUUUCAUUUAGAUCCAUUAAAUUUGCACUAAUUGUUUAAUUUAAUGUGCUACAACGUCUCAGCUCGAUGACAAGCACGAAGCAACGCUGCGCGCAUGUGUAGAGCGAGAGCGAGCAACGCUGGUUUGCAUAGCUCUCUGUGGACAGCUGCGUGCGCUACGCUUGGAGGGGGGGACUUGCAAAUUUGUAUUUAUUACUCAUCCAGCGAGUAUGAUGCAGUCAUCGAAAGAUUUAUAAAAACCAGGUCCAGUUGCAGGUCUAAGUUCGAGCUCGUUGCAUAUGCGCAUAAUUUGUUUAACAGAUGUGCAAUUUGUUGUGGGCGACAUAAAAUAUAAAGUGAAUGCGAAUUCAAUACACCUACCAACUGUGCGUCUGUGUGUGCGUGCGUGCAUGUAUGUGUUUAUGUAAAGCCAAGUGAACCCCUCCGCCCCCUGUACAUAGAUUAUUGGCACCACAACGCACAACGCCAGCUGCUGAGCGAAGUUAAAUCGGGAGUGCAACCACGCCUGAUGCCCGGCUUCCAUCUCAAUGAAAUGGGCGAAAUGGUCUUGGACGCCAUCGAUGACAUUGGCGUGGUCGAUGUCUACGAUCUGGCAUCGGAUAUUGGCAAGGAGUAUGAGCGGAUCAUGGAUCGCUAUGGCACCGAUGCUGUAAGCGGUCUGAUGCCCAAAAUAAUCAAUACCCUGGAGCUGCUGGAGGCAUUGGCAACGAAAAAUGAGCGCGAGAACUCUACAAUACAGGAGUUGCGCGAGAAGAUCGCCCAGCUGGAAAGCGAAAAGCUGGAGAAGGCAGAGUUUCGGCGACGCUUCGAAAAGGAAUUGGAGCUAAUUGAGGAGCAGUGGCGGAGCGAGACCAAUGAGCUGGUUGAUUUGGUUUCCUCGCUGCAGGACGAAAACAAGCGGCUGGUAAAGCAAACCCAAGACCUGCAAUCGUCAUCUGCACAAAGCUCCGGCUUGGGCGCCAGCCUAACCGAGAGCAUCAUCAGCAUGACCAACAAUGAGCUGCAUAGCGCGCUCUCCGAUACGCAGGUGCUACAGCGACUCAAGGAGCAGAUCUAUAAGCAGCGCGACGAGCUGAAGCAGCGUGAACGCGAACUCCAGGACAAGUACAGUGAGCUUGAGCAUGUCAACAUUCAGGCGGAGCGCCUAAAAGCCUCGGAAAGGGACACGCGACGUCGCCAUAAGCUAAUGCAGGCGCAGGUGAAGACACUGUGCGAGGAGCGUGCCGAUUUUCUAGCCCAGCUGCAGGAUCAGUGCCGUGAGAUCAAUCAGCUGCGCAAGCGUUUGGGCCUUGCUGAAAAGGAGAAUGAGGAUCUGGUGCAGUCAUACGAUGAUGAUCAAAAUGAUCCAAAUAGACCACGCUAUACGACGCGAGAGCUCAAGGAGCUAAUCAGCGAGCGCGACGAGCUGCUCACCACCAUUGACAACCUCAACCAGCAGCUGGCAGAGCUGAAGCCAGCGACCAGUGCCAAACGUACGCGUCAAAUAUCCAGCUCUGAUGACAGCGACGACGAUGACGACAACGAGGCUGAUGACGGUGUUGAGGCUGAUGUCGACGAUGACAAUGUGGCUGGCGAAACGCCACCUGGACAUGAUGCGCCCGUGCAGGGACCGCUGCCCUAUGAACCAGACGACGCGCCCUGGAAGAAAAGCUCCGAGUCGGGCAUACGCAAGUUCUUUCGUAAACUUUUCUCGGAUCCAACGGAUGGCAGCAAUACAUUCCCGAAACGUUCCUUGGCCACACUCUCGAAGAUGGCGCUCUCGGCCACGCCCGGCAGUGGCAGCCAGCCGAAGUUGCAUAUUGUUUCCCGCUUCUUCUGGCUGUCCAUCUCUAUAAGCUUCUCGCUUCGCUCGCUAACUUCGCUAAAAAUGCGCUUCUUUCGUAUUAUGUACAGAUAUACAUCUCAUCGUAUCAGGUCCAAGCAUAUAGUACAUAUCAGUUUUUUAUUUAAAUUGAAUUUGGUUUCGGUUUUAAUUUUGAAUGAAUAUUGCAAGCAACGAGAAAUGUGCCAAAGACUUAAACGGAAUUCAGCGGUUGCCAUUGAUCCCAGAUCCAAACAUUCUACACAUAAUCCAAACCAUGUUAAUUCCCACAUUUACAAUUACAAACUAAUUAUUUUUACUUGGCAACUGAACUCUUUUACACACAACAAAAAUGAUGAAUAAUAGAAGAAGCAACGGCAAACUGCAGCUGAACUAAAAACAAAAAAAAAAAAAA
Drosophila virilis is the source of this 2251-nucleotide messenger RNA. It is a transcript of the gene Rilpl, whose product is annotated as Rab interacting lysosomal protein like. The record is from RefSeq and is a predicted model, not a curated record. NCBI's taxonomy places the organism in Eukaryota, Metazoa, Arthropoda, Insecta, Diptera, Drosophilidae.